AUGGCGGAAAGUAAGGUCGACGUGCUCAUCAUCGGUGCUGGGCCGGCGGGGCUGAUGUGCGCCAAUGCGCUCGCACAUGCGAAGAUACCCGUUAGGAUAAUAGACAAGCGGCCGGGCGAUAUUCUGGCAGGACAGGCGGAUGGUAUUCAUGCGCGAACACUGGAAAUUUUGCAGAGCUACGGGCUUGCUCGUCGAUUGAUAGACGAAAGCGCCGAAAUUCACAGAGCUGCAUUUUAUAUACCGGGUCUUAAUGGCGGCAUAGAGAGGUUGCGUCGGCUUCCAGCCAUCACAGCACCCACCACGGCGCGCUUUCCGUUCACGGUAACGCUACACCAAGGGGCGAUCGAGGCUAUUUUCCAUGACGACAUGAGGCCUCAAGGCCUGGAUAUCGAUCGUCCGACAAUUCCGGUCUCCAUCGAGUUGUCCGAGGAUCAAGCAGAGCUUAAGGACCCUCAGGCCUAUCCAGUGAAGGUUGUCUUGAAACACCUCGACCGAAGCACGAACGACACCGAGGUGAUACGCGCCAAAUUUGUUCUUGGCGCGCAUUCAUGGACUCGCAAGGCCAUGGAUAUCAGCAUGGAAGGCGAUAUGUCAGACUUCAUCUGGGGUGUGAUAGACAUCGACCCCGAUACAGACUUCCCCGACGCCCGAAAUUUGGGUGUCAUCCACUCUGCUGAGGGCUCUAUGCUGCUCAUUCCGCGCGAAGGAAAUCUGCUGCGCCUAUACGUCCAACUAUCAGACGCUGAUGUCAUCGACCCCGAGACCGGUAGAGCCGACAAAGCCAGAGCCAGCCCGGAGAAGGUGUUGGAGAUGGCGCAGAGGAUUUUGAGACCGUAUCGGAUGAAGCCCAUCGGGGACCACAUCCGGUGGUGGACCAUAUAUGUCGUGGGUCAGCGUGUAGCCAACAAGUACUCGAUACAGGAUCGCGUUUUCAUCUCGGGGGAUGCGUGUCACACGCACUCUCCAAAGGCUGGUCAAGGUAUGAACGCCAGCAUGAGCGACACCCAUAAUCUAGCCUGGAAACUAGCAUACGUACUACGCGGAUGGGCAGACAUAUCGUUGUUGAAGACCUAUGAGUUCGAGCGUCGAAAGUUCGCGGUAGACCUGAUCAACUUCGACCGUCAAUGGGCGUCUCUCUUCUCAUCCGGAAAGGCGAAUCUCAAGGGCAAGGAUGACAGCCUUCACGAGAUGUUCCGGAGGAACGGCCAGUUCACGAGUGGCAUCGGGAUUCGCUACGAGACCUCUCCAAUCGUGGAGAGCGGAUACCAAUCAUACGCCGCGAACCUCGUAGUGGGAGAGCGCAUGCUCCCGCACGUCUUCAUCCACGCUUCCAACGCUGGCGCUAAGAACAUCCACGACAUGCUCCCCGCGGACACGCGCUUCAAGGUGCUUGUCUUCGUCGGAGACAUCAAGCAGAACGAAACGGUCGCGGCAAACGUGCGACGCUUGGGCGAGCAGUUGGAGGCGCCUAGCAGCUUCCUGCACCGCUACGGACACGAGGGUAGCGACAAGGUCUUCGACGUGUUGUGCAUCAGCACAUCCAGCAAGCACGUUGCGGACUGGAGUGACUUCCCGAAGGCGCUCACUACCCACUGGUCGAAGGUACUGCUGGACGACACCGACAUGCACGCCCGGGAAGGCGGGGGCGGGUUUGCUGCCUACGGAAUCGACCCAUGUGUCGGCGCCAUUGUCAUCGUCCGUCCUGACGCCCACGUAGGACUGGUGGCGCCUCCGGAUCGCUUGGACGUUGUGGACGCGUACUUCGGUUCUUUCAUGAUCCCAGUCACCGCUGCGUAG
This is a messenger RNA of Trametes versicolor FP-101664 SS1, 1797 nucleotides long. RefSeq lists its product as uncharacterized. Gene Ontology annotation, molecular function: FAD binding. The transcript is spliced from 16 exons. Bases 1 to 1797 code for a protein of 598 amino acids. Lineage: Eukaryota; Fungi; Basidiomycota; Agaricomycetes; Polyporales; Polyporaceae. The record is from RefSeq and is a predicted model, not a curated record.